UAAUUUUCUAAAUGUGUAGGAUUAAAAUGAGAAAAAUUUGAAUACUAAAUCUGAAUUCUGAGAUUUCUACGCAUGCGUGAGCUUCAUCGGGAUGUCCAGUUAUUUUCCAGUAACUUCCUGAAUCUUUAAUCUGUACUUCUUCUUGAGUAAUAUCAAAUCUCAAGUCUUGUUCAGUUUUAUUCUUUAUCAUUUUUAGUCUUGCCAGAUAAGAAAUUGUGUUUCCAAUGUCCGUUGAUACAUUCGAAAACGAAAAGGAAAAGAUGGACGAGAAUAUGACAUCACAAGGAAGAACACAGGCUGAUUUUAUUCGUGAAGAAUUAAAUUUUAACAUUGAUACUAAAGAUCCUGUAACAAAAGCUUCUUUAAAUGAUCAUUCUGUGGGUGAUUGUGUAGAUAUAUUUGGUAAUGGUCAGUUGAAAAAAACAGUUAUAAAAAAAGGUGAAAAUGGAACACGACCAAACAGAGGUGACAUAUGUACAUUAAACAUUACUGGCAAACUUGAGGACAGUACAAUAGUGGAAGAAUAUGAAAAUCUUGUGAUACAGUUGGGAGAUUUGGAAGUGAUACAGGGAUUAGACUUAGCAAUUGCAUUGAUGGAUAUAGGUGAAGUUGCUGAAAUUAUAAUUGAUCCUAGAUUUGCUUAUGGCAAGCAAGGAAAAAAACCAAUACCGCCUGAUGCCACUAUUACAUACACAGUGGAAUUGAAAGCAGCAGAGCUAGAGCCUGAGAUAGAAAAAUUAAGCAUUAGUCAAAGAAGAGAAAUAAGCAAUAAGAAACGUGAGCGUGGAAAUUGGUGGUUUGUUCGGAAUGAGCUGCCUUUUGCAUUACAAUGUUAUCGGAGGGCAUUAGAAUAUUUAUCAUCAACAAAAAGUGGUACAAAUCAAAAUGAGGAGGAAGAGUCAUUUAGUGAUGCUGAAUUGCAAACUUUACUAGAGGAUCGCAUAAAAGUUUACAAUAAUUUAGCAGCUACAUUAAUUAAAACGGAAGCCUAUGAGUCAGCUUUAGAAAAUGUGGAACAUGUUUUGAGAUGUCAACCACAAAAUUUAAAAGCACUAUUUAGGAAAGGAACAAUAUUGAGACUCAAAGGUGAAUAUGCAAAAGCUUAUGCAAUCUUCACUGAAAUGCAAAAACUAAAUCCGGACAUGAAGAUAUGCAAUACAGAAUUAAUGAUCUUAAAAGAUAAAAUUGCGAAAGAUGCAAAAAAAGAAAAGUAUCUAUAUCGUAAAAUGUUAGGGGUAACUGAAGAUAAAAAUUUGUCAAAGGAUGUGAAAGCGGACGACCAAAGUAAAAAGAAAUUUGCUAAAGGAGUUUUAUUGACACUGGUUGGAGCAGCAUCUGCUGUUGUAAUCAGUAUAUUUAUACAUAGAUUUACUUCGUGAAAAAGAACAAAUAAAGAUAUCAAUUAACAUGAUAAAAAAUAACAUUGAAUUCUUUAUAUCAAGGAAACAGAGUCUCUAUGGGAUUAAAAUAUGUAGUAUCAUAACUUUUUAGUUUCUAAUUUUUUAUUUUAUUUUAUUUUAUUUUAUUUUUUUUUAAGAAAAGAAACGAUUAAAAUUAUGAUUAAUAAUCUUGUGAUGAAAAUUAAUAAAGACAAAUUAUGAGUAAUAUGUAAUGAAAAAUCAAACUUUUUUGUUUAUUUAAGGAAACAAUAAGAAUAAUAGUUGGUCUGUUAUAAUUAUAUGUAUUCUUUAUUUUUAAAUAUAAUAACUAUAAUAUAAUAUAUUUUUAAUCAAUAAAGGCAAAAAAGUAUUUCAUCCUUCUUCUGAUUAUAUCAUUUAUUAAAACUAUUUAGAUUUAGACAUUGUAAAUAUUUAAUCAUUAGGUGCGCGAGGUGUUUUGUAAA
Molecule: messenger RNA, 1843 nt
Organism: Cataglyphis hispanica
Lineage: Eukaryota; Metazoa; Arthropoda; Insecta; Hymenoptera; Formicidae
Product: peptidyl-prolyl cis-trans isomerase FKBP8
Exons: 5
Coding region: 225-1379 (384 amino acids)
Molecular function (GO): peptidyl-prolyl cis-trans isomerase activity; protein binding
Source: RefSeq, a predicted model, not a curated record